This is a messenger RNA of Cutaneotrichosporon oleaginosum, 1399 nucleotides long. RefSeq lists its product as uncharacterized. Lineage: Eukaryota; Fungi; Basidiomycota; Tremellomycetes; Trichosporonales; Trichosporonaceae. Gene Ontology annotation, biological process: RNA processing; adenosine to inosine editing. Gene Ontology annotation, cellular component: cytoplasm; nucleolus. Gene Ontology annotation, molecular function: tRNA-specific adenosine deaminase activity; double-stranded RNA adenosine deaminase activity; double-stranded RNA binding. The record is from RefSeq and is a predicted model, not a curated record.
UGGCAAUCCACCUAGAUGACCCCCGACAUGGUCCCAGAACCCGAAGACGUCGUCCACGCCGCUCUAGAAACGUACGCGCGUCUACCGAAACACGGCAAGCCGACCGUGCGCGAUAACGGUGUCAAAGAAUGGACGGUGUUCGCGUCAGUCGUCCUCACAUCCCCCACGACUUCGCCUCGCGUAGCCUCGAUCGGGGCGGGCGUCAAGUGCCUCCCCGCUAACCGCCUUCCACCGUUGGGUGACACGGUACACGACUCGCAUGCAGAGGUACUCGCGCGGCGGGGCUUCGUACGCUUCCUCCUUUCAGAGGCGGCCACCCUCCUAGCGGGGCAAGAGAGUGCAGUUCUCUCACAACCCUCACCGGGGAAGUUCGCCCUGCUCCCCGACGUCGAGGUAUGGUUGUAUAUAUCCGCAUUGCCUUGCGGGGACUCAUCGACGCUGCACACCGCCGCUCACCAGGACGCGACUGAGGCGGCCUCCUUCGCGAGCCUCGAGGCCUCCCUCUCGGCCGUGGAGGGCGCCGCGCGCGGGCGCAGCGGGUACGCGAACCUCGGCGCGAUCCGGACGAAGCCUGGACGGCGGGAUGCGCCGGCGAGCAUCUCGUUCUCGUGUUCGGACAAGAUCGGAACGUGGUGCGCGCUAGGCCUACAGGGCGCGCUGUUGGAGCGCUUCGCGCCGGUGUAUCUCGACCAUAUCGUCGUGGGAGGCGUGCAAGCGCCUUCGACGGAGGGGGAGGGAUGGAGAGAGGGGAUACGGCGCGAGGUCGAGCGCGCCGUGUAUGGCCGGCUUGAGGGCAUUGGCGGUGCGUUGCCGCCACCUUACGCGCUGCACCGGCCGAGAGUGCAUCUCACCGACGUGAGGUUUCCCUUCGACAAGCCGUCAGGCGACAGCGCCACGGCCAACACUAGCUUGUCGUUCGUCGCGGGGUGCAAGCCUGAAGUGCUCGUCAACGGCUGUGUACAGACAAGCGGGUGGAAGGCGCCGGGGCGCACGCUGCUCAAGGACAAGCUCAGGAGUCGGGUAUGUCGCAUCGAGAUCAUGCGGGCGUACCUCGCUCUGGCGAACGCCCUUCCGGAUGCAUCUGGUAACGGGGGUGGGAGCGAGUCGACAUAUGAUGCACUCAAGGCGCACAACACGGCUUAUGCCGCGGCCAAGCGCGUGAUCCGCGGUGAGCCGCGCGAUCCCGUGGGCCCCGAGUGGAACCUCCCACAUGACUUCCAGGCUACUACGGGCGACGCGCCGUUCACCGGCUGGAUUGUCGCAGGCAAACGCUACGCCUCUUUCACUGCUGAGGGGGAGGCGCGCGACUAGACUACAUACAUUCACGUGCAUACAUUGACAUUUCGCAUAGCCUCUGGAGUCUGUUGUCUCGUUAGGAUCGUUCGGUUCGUUGUUGGUU